CGGCGCCUCUCCCCGCCCCCCUCUGUUCCCGGUCCCCAGCCCCGGGACUCAGCCGAGCCCGGCGGGCAGCCCUAGCCCCAGCCGUGGCCGUCCCGGGGACGCAGACGCCACAGCCCCUCCGGCCAGGGUAGGGACCCGGGCCGGCCUAGCCAGCUCUCACAGCCCCAUGGCCCCAGCCGGCCACUGAGCCCCACCAUGGGCAGCCUGUACUCGGAGUACCUAAGCCUCAGCAAGGUCCGGGAACACUAUAAUUACACCAAGGAGACGCUGGACACGCAGGAGACGCCCUCCCGCCAGGUGGCCUCGGCCCUGAUCAUAGUUCUCUGCUGCACCAUUGUAGUGGAGAAUCUGCUAGUGCUCAUAGCGGUCGCCCGCAACAGCAAGUUCCAUUCUGCCAUGUACCUGUUUCUGGGCAACCUGGCCGCCUCGGACCUGCUGGCGGGCGUGGCCUUCAUAGCCAAUACCUUGCUGUCUGGCCCAGUCACCCUGGGGCUGACCCCUGUGCAGUGGUUUGCCCGCGAGGGCUCUGCCUUCAUCACACUUUCCGCCUCUGUCUUCAGCCUCCUGGCCAUCGCCAUCGAACGGCAUGUGGCCAUCGCCAAAGUCAAGCUCUAUGGCAGCGACAAGAGCUGCCGCAUGCUGCUGCUCAUCGCAGCCUCGUGGCUCAUCUCUCUGGCUCUUGGCGGCCUGCCCAUCCUCGGCUGGAACUGCCUGGGCCACCUCAAGGCCUGCUCCACUGUAUUGCCGCUCUACGCCAAGCACUACGUGCUCUUCGUGGUGACCAUCUUCUCUGUCAUCUUAUUGGCCAUUGUCGCUCUGUACGUCCGCAUCUACUGUGUGGUCCGCUCCAGCCAUGCUGAUGUGGCUGGCCCGCAGACCCUGGCCCUGCUCAAGACAGUCACCAUCGUGCUGGGUGUCUUCAUCCUCUGCUGGCUGCCUGCCUUUAGCAUUCUUCUCCUGGACUACGCCUGUUCCGUCCGGUCCUGUCCUGUCCUCUACAAAGCCCACUACUUCUUUGCUUUUGCUACCCUCAACUCACUGCUUAACCCUGUCAUCUACACAUGGCGCAGCCGGGACCUGCGGCGGGAGGUACUGCGUCCACUACAGUGCUGGCAGCGGGCAGCAGGGGUGCAGGGACGGAGGGGCGGGACCCCGGGCCACCACCUCCUGCCCCUCCGCAGCUCCAGCUCUCUGGAGAGGGGCACACACAUGCCCACAUCGCCCACGUUUCUGGAGGGCAACACAGUUGUCUGAGGGGCAAGUGGGCUGACUACCAGGUCACAGUGCAGGGCUCCCUGGAGCUGACUGGACAGAGACAUGGGGCUGCCAAGUGAUCUGCCUCCGCUCUGCAGACCUGGGCAAUAUUGAGAACAGUUCACACCUGGGACAGCUGGCUGAGGAGCUGACCAGUUGGAUGGCAGAGCUGCAGCAGGGUCCUGGAGGCCAGUGUGGUGACCUGUGUGACCUUGUCAGAACUGGAUUGUGGGGAAGCCUGGGGGGCCCUGGAAAGGGCCGGGUGACAGCAGGCGGGUGCUCAAGGGAAGCUCAGAGCGUGAGCAAUUUACAGUGUGGUACAAGGGAUUUCAACAUUUCAUGAUGUCUGACCUUCUGCUCUGUGCCAGACUCCCCUCCUUGAAUUUACCCCCAUCACCUUCUUCUGGCCACCUCGGGCGACUCCCCUGGAACCACUGUUCUGAGGGGCUGGAGGUCUCCUCCCUGCCCAUCCUGGGUGGCUCUGGCCAACAGUUGCUCGGCCCAAAUCCACAGCUUCCCCAAAAUACACAAGCUGCCACUUUGACCACUUGUUCCCUUUCCUCUUACUCCACAAGAUGCUGAGAUGCCAGGAAACCACGGGUGGUGGGGGGUGCUGAACCCCCUUCUUAGACCUCAUUGGCCAGUUGCACUAUUUGGGGCUCAGAGGAAUCACGAAGGGCUGGAAAAUCAGGUCUAGGGGCUUUGGGCCUCCCAGUGGGGCAAGGUGGAACUUGAGAAAGUUCUAGAGGAGACACCCAGGACCUCCCACUCCCAACCUACUCCCACCUCCAGUGCCAGCUGAGAUCCCAGGUCUCCUAAGGCAGGGCAGCCUUGAGCCCGCUGUGCCUCCUUUUAUGUUACAUUGGACAGAGGAGUGUGGGGCUGGGGAAUGCCAACGACAUCUGUGGGGUGCUCGCUGCCCACCUGGCCCCGAAGGACUUGGCUAAAUUCCAUGGAUAGAUGGAAGGGACAUUGCGGUACAAACAUAUAUUUAUGUGUGUCUGUGUGUGUGCGCUCAUGGGAUGUCUGGGACCCCCUCUCCCCAUCACGUUUCCCCAGAAUGGAUGCUAUUCUGUUGUCUUACGUCCAUGUUGAAGCUGCCAAAGAGGGUCUGGCCCCUGCAAGGACCCCUUUGAAAUUGCUGGCUCAUCUCCCCCUGGAGAGCUGAGCUGCAGCUCACUUCGGGGAGGGAAACCGCAUGCCUCAAAAUGAUCAAUUGUGAAUGCAAAGGCUGGGGGAGGAGGUCUUUGGGGGGCAAGGAGCCAGGUGGGGGCUUGUCGCUCCCCAUACUGCUCCCCAGAUGCCCCUCAUGCCAGAGACCCAGCCCCAGGCCAAUAAACGGUUCAAUUUCUCUUG
This is a messenger RNA of Manis pentadactyla (Chinese pangolin), 2610 nucleotides long. RefSeq names its product sphingosine-1-phosphate receptor 2 (gene S1PR2). Gene Ontology annotation, cellular component: membrane. The coding region runs from base 196 to 1254 and encodes 352 amino acids. The record is from RefSeq and is a predicted model, not a curated record. Gene Ontology annotation, biological process: sphingosine-1-phosphate receptor signaling pathway. The transcript has 2 exons. NCBI's taxonomy places the organism in Eukaryota, Metazoa, Chordata, Mammalia, Pholidota, Manidae. Gene Ontology annotation, molecular function: sphingosine-1-phosphate receptor activity.